Molecule: messenger RNA, 2742 nt
Organism: Loxodonta africana (African savanna elephant)
Lineage: Eukaryota; Metazoa; Chordata; Mammalia; Proboscidea; Elephantidae
Product: serine/threonine-protein kinase MARK2-like
Exons: 1
Coding region: 712-2742 (676 amino acids)
Biological process (GO): intracellular signal transduction; microtubule cytoskeleton organization; protein phosphorylation
Cellular component (GO): cytoplasm
Molecular function (GO): protein serine/threonine kinase activity; tau-protein kinase activity; ATP binding
Source: RefSeq, a predicted model, not a curated record
CACACACACACACACACACACACACACAUUUUUCUUCUAAAAAAAAUGAGUAAAGAAUCCCUGAGAGCAAAAAGCACAGUCAAUUACCCCCCGUUUUUAUUGGUCCAUUUCUUGUGGUGACCUCAUAAGGAGCCAAUUCUUUGGAACUCCAAGCCCCUAUAUAAGUCCCUGGAAACCUAGGUUUGUGGUCUUUCUGGCUCAGGAAGCUCCUUCAGUGACCUGAGACAUCGUGACCAAACUUGGCUUGUUUUCUCUUUAAAUUGUGGUUUUUCUAUUUCCUCGCCAGCUAUUCUUAUUUUCUCUUUGUUUUUCCUCAUUUGCAUUCAUUCGUUUUUCAUUUUAUUCUUCCUUUACAUCCUCAAUUUUUCUUUUUUUCUAUGUACUUGUUAAUUUUUUUAUCAUCUUACUAGUAUUGUUUUAUUUUGUAUUUUUUCUUAUCCUCAUGUUAUUUAUUCCUUUUUUGAAUCUUUCUCAUUGAUUUCUUGUUUUGUUUAUAUAUACAAUUUAUCUUAUUUUUAUCAGUUUUUAAAAUUUUACUUCCUCUUUUCUCAUUUUACCUUUUUGAUUAUAUUUUAACUUUUUCUCAUUUUUUCCAUAUUUCAUUAAGUUUUUAGUCACCACUUUUUAGGGUUUUGGGUUUUUAAGUUUUUAAUCCUACCACCAGGGCACCUCUUAUCCCAAAGCCCGCUACGCCUUCGCACCAUAGCCAACAUGCUGCAGAGCCACUUAGCCUUCUCUGCUGUGGAGGAAACUCAUGUGGGACGCUACCACCUCCUCAGAACCAUCGGCAAGGGGGCAUCUGCCAAGGUCAAGCUGGCCCAGCACAUCAUCACCGGCCAAGAGGUAGCCAUUAAAAUAAUUGACAAGAUCCAGCACACGUCCUCCGACCUCCACAGACUAUACAGAGAGAUAGAAAUUAUGAAGGAUUUCCAUCAUCCAAAUAUUGUAAAGCUGUUUGAAGUCAUAGAGAAUGAGCACGCCCUCUAUAUAGUGAUGGAGUAUGCAAGUGGAAGGGACCUCUUUUACCACCUAGUGAAUCAUGGCUUCAUGAGCGAAAAAGAGGCCCAAACGAAAUUCCAACAAAUAGUGUCAGCGGUGAAGUACUGCCACGACAAGAGUAUUGUUCAUAGGGAUCUGAAAACAGAAAACCUACUAUUGGACAAGCGAAUGAACAUCAAACUUGCAGACUUUGGUUUAGGAACUCAAUUCACCCCAGGGAGCAAGCUGGAUACCUUCUGUGGCACUCCCCCUUAUUCUGCCCCAGAACUCCUUCAGGGAGAAAAGUAUGACGGACCCCCAGUGGAUGUGUGGAGCCUGGGAGUCAUCCUAUACUUCAUGGUAACUGGAUCUCUGCCUUUUCGUGGGAAGACCUUGACAAAGCUGCGAGAGCAGGUGCUGCAGGGACAAUAUCAUGUUCCCUUCCACAUGUCUAGCCAGUGUCAACACCUGCUCAGUAAAAUUUUCAUUCGUGACCCAAGAAAGAGAGCCACGUUAGAGGACAUCCUGGCACAUCCAUGGAUGAAGGUGAGCCAUGAAGAAAAACAAAAGCUCUAUGUGCAGCCACUCCCAGACUACGAUAACCACUGGCACACUGAGGUGACGGUGAACACGGGUUACGUGCAGGAAGACAUUCAUGACUCACUGUUGAACCACAAUUACAAUGAUGCGAACGCCACCUAUCUGAUCCUGCGUCACGACACAUAUGAGAUUGACAGCCACACCAGCACCCUGGAACCCCAGGCUGAAGCCCAUUGCACCGAUAGCCACACUCCUUCCUCAUCCCAUGAAGUGCCUCCUACCGUCUGUCCUAAACCCAAACAGCGUAGUUACACCGAGCCCACCAUUCCCACCUUUGGUUACUACAUCCGCGAUGCUUUGAACACUCUCUCUGAGGGAGGGAUGGGGACCUCCAUGGUGUCUACUUCUCCAUCAUUCUCCCUGGCCCUGGCCCACCUGCGGCAGCAAUCUACCACAGCCUGGGCACAGCCCAACCAGGACUCUGACCUGUAUGCCAAGGGGAGAAACAGUGAGGUGCCACAGCCCAUCACACCACCCCAGUGUGUUUCUGUGCCUUCCUCCUCAGCCUACACCAUCAACGAGAGUGCCGGGGCCCCGGAGAAAACCAGUUUUACCCAGGCAAUGUCAAAACUAAGCUCCGUAAAUGAGGAGCAGGUGCAUGAGUUACCUGACCAGCCGAGUUCGCCCCAGACUAUGAGUCUAGCCUCUUCCUCUGAGGAGCAAGUGCAUGAGUUACCUGACCAGCCGAGUUUGCCCCAGACUGUGAGUCCAGCCUCUUCCUCUGUCAGCAGCCAGGGCUGGAAGCAGGCCACUGGGAGGUUCUUUAAGCUCAUGAGAAGAUGCCUUUGUUUUACAUAUGACAAAAAGGACCACAAAGCAUCGGACAGCAAAGCUGCACAAAUGAUCAAACCUCAACAGGCCAAACCACGCUCUCUCAAAUCUACCUGGAGGAUGAAGAUCACCAGUUCCUUGGAGCCCGACGAGAUGCUGCAGAAGAUCUGUCAAGUGUUGGAUGCCAAUGGCUGUGACUGGGAUCUCACACACAAAUACACACUGCUGUGUAUGAAUGGCACACCAGGACAACAGGACUUCACUCAGUGGAGGAUGGAGGUGUGCACCCUGCCUCGGAGGACUCUCAAUGGGGUAAAAGUGAAGAGAAUUUCAGGGACCUCUGAGGCCUUCAAUAACAUCGUCUCAAAAAUCACCAGUGACCUUGCACUUUAA